Pestalotiopsis fici W106-1 is the source of this 531-nucleotide messenger RNA. RefSeq lists its product as uncharacterized. The transcript has 6 exons. The coding region runs from base 1 to 531 and encodes 176 amino acids. The record is from RefSeq and is a predicted model, not a curated record. NCBI's taxonomy places the organism in Eukaryota, Fungi, Ascomycota, Sordariomycetes, Amphisphaeriales, Sporocadaceae.
AUGAAGUUUUUCGUUCUUACUCUCGCCCUUGCGGCUAUCAUUUCUGCCGCUCCAUUGGAAGCUCCUGGUGCUCCUCUUCCACCAGCUCCUGCACCUGGCCCAAAUGGCCCAUCUCCAUUCCCGGGCGAGCCACCGGCACCGGGACCGGUGCCACCCUCGGGGCCGCCACCUCCACCAGGUCCCGGCGGCCCACCCCCUCCUCCUGGUCCGGGAAAGCCCCCGAGCAAGCGUGACGACGAUGGACCUAAGCCUGGGCCUGAACCCCCCAAGCCCAGCGAUCCAAGCCCUCCACCACCACCCAAGCCCUCUGGUCCAAAGGGACCCGAGCCCCCGAAGCCCAGCGACCCGGCACCCCCUCCGCGUGAGUUCCUCCCGAACCCAAACCUCCAACAGCUCCUCAACCUCCCUCAAUCUAGGAAACGCAAGGACUAUAGCACCAAGGGCAAUGGCCUAGGUGGCGGUGAAGCCAUACUUGAGUAUAUGUUCGGAGCAGCAGUUUCCAUUGCGCCUUUUCACAUUGCAUCGACAUGA